Molecule: messenger RNA, 1887 nt
Organism: Aedes albopictus (Asian tiger mosquito)
Lineage: Eukaryota; Metazoa; Arthropoda; Insecta; Diptera; Culicidae
Product: zinc finger protein 227
Exons: 4
Biological process (GO): regulation of gene expression
Cellular component (GO): nucleus
Molecular function (GO): zinc ion binding
Source: RefSeq, a predicted model, not a curated record
AAAUUAUUCCAUUUUGAGCAACCCUAUUUUUUAUUAUUUUGUCAGUCUUUGACAGAUCAGUCGUCCAUCACCAACAGCAGCAGUAAACACUUUCCGCGAAGAAAAAAAUUAUUUCGUCAAUUUUUCGCCAGCUAUUAUCUGAAAAUUUUUCUCCAAAGAUACGCAAAUGUUAUUCAUGCAAACAUGAGCACCUUUCAUGCAAAAAUAGAAAACAUUUGCAGGCUUUGCUUGUCCGGCGAUGACAACUUGGAAUCUAUUUUUGGUGAUAGUGGAAGUGAAUUGCUGCAGACUUUAAUUUACGACUGCACAACGGUGAAGGUAUCCCAAAAGCUUGGCUAUCCGACUGCGAUAUGUGUUACAUGCAGAUCUAAAGUAGAAGGAUUCCAUCAGUUCCGUGAGCAGUGUAUUCAGAACGAUGAAUAUCUACGAUCGACCUUCCUCGAGCCGGAAGUGGUAAUUAAAACAGAACCAGAUUUUAUUAUCGGCACUACCGGCGAGGAGGAGGAUGAAGAUGACGAUGACGAUAUCAAUGAAGCUGAUAUUGAAGAAUGGGACGAAUCUGAAUCAAAUGAUGUCUCCGAAGACAUGCAAAUGGACGCGAGUUCCAAUGGAAUAGGAAUGCCUAUUCAGACAAGUCUCCUAACAAACAAUGGUAUUGAUUUUAGUCGUCAUGCCAGCUUAGUUCCUUUGUUUAAAUGUGAAUUUUGUUCUGCUGAGUUUUCCAUUUUGGAACAGCUUGAGAAACACAUUACUAGUCACAAAGAAGAAAAAAUCUUCAAAUGCUUUUACUGUCCAAAGACGUUUCACUUCGCAAAGAAUUUGAAUAUGCACGUGGAAUAUAUUCAUUCAAAGGUGAAAUAUUCGCAAAGAACUGCGAUCAAGACCACUCCGAUUUCGCCCAAUAGAAGGGAUCGAAAUGAAGCAAGUACGAACUUGAUGGCGAGUCCGAGUGGCUUAAAUAUCAAUAAUAACAUCAUCAACAUUCGGACUGAAAAACCAAUGCAGGUUCAAUCUCCGGUCAACCUGAAUCGUGGCCCACCAAAUCGAGUAAGCAGCCACGAAUGCCAUGUGUGCCACAAAUCUUUCAGUGAUCUCCGCCAGCAUAUGCUACUGCACGACGGCGAAAAGCCAUACAAAUGUGAUAUAUGUUCCAAAUCAUUUUUUAACGCAUCAACACUGAAAACUCACUAUCGGGUGCAUAGUGACGAAAAUCCGUUCCGGUGCACCACCUGUACCAAGGUAUUCGAUAACGCUCGCAGCCUGGAACUUCACUACCGCACACACACCGGUGAACGACCAUAUUGUUGCGAUGUGUGCCUGAAAAAGUUUUCUUGCUCUUCCAAUUUGAAGCGCCAUCGAAAAUUACACGAUCGGGAGUAAAGUGUUUGAUAAAAAUUUCAGAUACUUUUUAUACUAGAGUCAUAUCUACACUACGAGCGCGUCCGUAAAACUAGCAGCUAGAAAUCAUCUGCAUUUAACCCGAUAGAUUUUCGAUGAGAAGUUUGUGCAUUUCUGCGUCAUUUUAUUAAUGUACCCUUUACUAGUAACCAAUGAGAAAAAAAUAAUAAACGAGCAGAUCAAGUGUGAGCUUGUGGGUUAAACUUGACAAGCAACGCAAAACAGGAACGUUAAAAAACGCACGAAUAUUGUAGAAAUAUUUGGUGAAAAUGUCUGCGAUGGUAUAUUGUACCAUGUCAAUGGUCUAAGUCAUUAUGUUUAUGUAGUAACUUAUUAUCUAGUCGUUAUUAAGUCAAAGCAGUUAUGUUGAAAAUAUGUACCGUUGAGCUUUAUGUUAAAACACUAAACCAAAUUUUGCAAUACGAAUGUAAGUCAACUGUGUUAGCGAACAUAUAUGUUGUAAAUAAAAGCAAUAUACAAAUUAUCGAA